This is a messenger RNA of Bombyx mori (domestic silkworm), 821 nucleotides long. RefSeq lists its product as uncharacterized. The transcript is spliced from 2 exons. Gene Ontology annotation, molecular function: odorant binding. Bases 274 to 699 code for a protein of 141 amino acids. Lineage: Eukaryota; Metazoa; Arthropoda; Insecta; Lepidoptera; Bombycidae. The record is from RefSeq and is a predicted model, not a curated record.
GUAAUCACGUAACACCAGAUGGGCCGUGAGGUCGUCCACACGUCUAAGAAAUAAAAAAAUUUUUUUUUUUUUUACUGAUCUCUAAAAAGAUUCAAACCCGUUCUCACCAAUGAGUAAAUCUAUUAAAACAAUGAAGAUAGUAAAUGACGUGGUUUCCCAAGGCCUAUAAUUACUAUAAAAGAAGAACAGAAAAAACUAUAUCACAGUCAGAUAUAAAAUACCUAGUAAUCAAACCGCGUUUUAAUCAAAAUUGUUUAACAAUAAAUCAUCGAAAUGUUAAAAGUAUUUAUUGUAACUUUUUUUGCUUUUCAACUCAGCGCUAGUUCAAACGGACAAAGGGUCGCAGUGCCCUUUCCUAAGGAUAAAACGAUAAUAAUCGUGGAGGCCAUGAAAAGCUGUAUCGCGAAGACAGGAGCGAAUCCGAACUUUAUAGAUGUGAUCAGAAGCGGCAAGGUAUCUGAAGAUGAAAAAUUCAAAGAAUUCUAUUACUGCACUUGCAAUGAUACAGGGUUUGUAAAUCCUGACGGACACAUAAAGGUUAAAGAGUGUAUUGAGCUCUUCCCAAAAGAAACACAGCCACUGGUCGAACCUGUCAUUAAGAAUUGUGACAAAGAAGAAGGGGUCAAUAAAUACGAUACACUUUUCAAAUUUUUAAAGUGCUUUCAAGAAACGUCUCCAGUUCGUGUUGCGCUAGCAUAAAUCUUAAAAUUUUCUAAAUUUGUGGAUUCCUUUUAAAAUAUAUCUAAUUAUGGCCUGUUUAAUUUAUGAAUAAUUGCAAUAAUUUAUUAGAGCCAAAACACAAAAUAAAAGCAUUACUUUCA